Molecule: messenger RNA, 393 nt
Organism: Clunio marinus
Lineage: Eukaryota; Metazoa; Arthropoda; Insecta; Diptera; Chironomidae
Source: the annotation of a GenBank genome assembly
AUGUUGAAUUAUAAACGAAAGGUUGCAACUGUCUGUCUGCAGAACAUGGCAACAUAUUUAAUAAUGGAAAUUUCCAAGGGUUUCAUGUUUAUAAAAGUCAGACUAUCUAUGACUAUCUAUCUAUUUAAGACUUCAACGAGUUUUCUAGAAGCACUUAAUAAUCAUUGCAAGGUGAUAUUUGAUAACGAACGUAGCAACAGCAUGAAAAUUAGAGUGGACAGUUCAGACAGACACAAUUCUGCAAUGAAAAUACAAAAACAAAAACAAGCCGAAAAUCUAUUACGAACCGCAACCGAACAUAAUCUGACGAAAUUACAAGUCAAAUUGCACGUGCUCCUUUAUUUUUUAGCAAAGAAAAGUUCUGUAUUGGAACUCAAGGUCUUGAAAGUAUAA